AUGCCAUUGAACUUUUUCAUCAACUUUUCGCCUGUUUUUAUAUGGCUUUUGAUUUUUAAGAACGCCGGGCUUAUUCCUAAAGAGAUUCGCCCUCCUAUUCACGUUUCCUUGGCUCACCACGUUGAAAAUGUGCUUUUUGACGUGUGGGCUAACCCUGUCUCGUCGCUUGUUGGCUUGGCCGCCAUUACUGUCUCGGCUUGGCUUCUUUAUGUGAAAGUGUACCAGGAAUCGCCUUCGGAUGACCUGGACCGUUUGGAGAGACAGCUGCUGUCCCUGACACCGUCGUUGUUCUCGGAUGAAGACUUGGAGAUGGUUGACUACGAGACGCCUAAAGCGCAGUUUGGCGAAGCCUUUGUGCCUCCAGACUUCCAGGACCACCCUAAAAUCGGCUCUUUGCCGUAUCUUCCGAAAUUCACCCAGCACGAUGCCGUGGAAAACGCCACUGCUAUCAACCGGAAACUCAAACGCCACAUGGCCGAACGCGGUGCUCCGUCUCCGUUCAACUGCUGGCCUAUGGUGCCUCCAGCUCUUCUAGGUGCUUCCUGGCUCUUGCUUAACCUUGACGCUUCCCUCGCUUCUAACAUUACCGAAACUAAGGACACUAUCGCUUGGUUCAGUUACGUGAUCGGCCACUUCUGUGUGCCUCUCUUCACGGCCAUAUGGCUUUAUGUCUUCCACGCCCCUGGCGCUCUCAAAUGCUUCGGUUUCGCUUUGGGCGCUCAAAACAUUGCUGGUGUCCUUACUCACCUCGUCUUCCCUAACGCUCCUCCUUGGUUUAUCCACAAGUUCGGCGACGAUGCUCACGCCGACUACGACACCUUGGGCUACGCUGCCGGCUUGACCAGAGCCAAGUUCUCCACCGGUACUCACCUUGUUAACGACGGUUUCCACAAAUCUCCAAUCGUUUUCGGUGCUGUGCCUUCUUUACACUCAGCCAUGGCGGUCAUCUGCUUUUUCUUUGUGUGUUACUACUCAAGAUGGAUCUUCGCCAAAGCUCUUCUUUUUGCAUUUGUUUUUUGCCAAUGGUGGGCCACCAUCUACUUGGACCACCACUGGCGCAUUGACCUCUUUGUCGGUCUCCUCUAUGCCAUUGCAUCCUACACGGUGUUCUACAAAUGGUUGAUGCCUCGUGUGGACCUUGAAUUUGCCCAAGCCAGGCUACAUUACGACUUUAAUAGGGGCUCCACGAUGGGCAUGAGAGUAUUCCGGAACACAAAAUUCCAGAACUUCUUUGACCCGAUGGCAUAA
Candidozyma haemuli is the source of this 1248-nucleotide messenger RNA. RefSeq names its product phosphatase PAP2 family protein. The record is from RefSeq and is a predicted model, not a curated record. The transcript has a single exon. Gene Ontology annotation, biological process: inositol phosphoceramide metabolic process; sphingolipid biosynthetic process. Lineage: Eukaryota; Fungi; Ascomycota; Pichiomycetes; Serinales; Metschnikowiaceae. The coding region runs from base 1 to 1248 and encodes 415 amino acids. Gene Ontology annotation, cellular component: inositol phosphoceramide synthase complex. Gene Ontology annotation, molecular function: inositol phosphoceramide synthase activity.